GGCGUUAAUGGAAUCAUCUCUACAACUAAUUAAUUAAUUAGCAAACUUUGAUUUAUUAUUAAUAUUUAUUGUCUAAAUACAACACGUGUUUUGUAUGUUUAAUUUAAUGUCUAUCCUACAAAUAAAUAAAAUAGCGAAGAACUAAAUAACUAUAGACUUGUGCAGCUGACAUUCAGAAGAUCCAUUCAUAUAACUUCCAAACUAAACAGCAGCGGUAUGGUAACAGACGGAAAUACAAUACUGGCUGAAAGCCUGAAGAAACAGGGUGUGGAAUAUGUUUUUGGAAUUGUUGGUAUUCCUGUCAUUGAGACAGCACUUGCAUUUCAAGUAGCUGGAUUAAAAUAUAUUGGAAUGAGGAAUGAACAAGCAGCCUGCUAUGCCGCUCAAGCUAUUGGUUACCUAACAGGCAAACCAGGAGUGUGUUUGGCUGUCUCUGGCCCUGGCCUUCUGCACUGUAUUGGUGGUAUGGCCAAUGCACAGGUCAAUUGCUGGCCACUUGUAGUCAUAGCCGGUUCUUGCCCAGAGGACCAUGAGGGUAUUGGAGGCUUCCAGGAAUGGCCACAAGUGGAUUCGAGUCGUAUGUACUGCAAAUACGCAGGGCGGCCGCCAUCUCCUAAACUGAUCCCGCUUCACGUGGAACGCGCAGUGAGGCUCGCCGCUGCCGGCAGACCCGGCGUCUCGUAUCUAGACGUGCCCGGUACACUACUCCUGGGAGAGGUAGACGAAGACAAGGUACCGGAAUUAUAUAGUGCUGAGCCUGUGAAGCUAGCCCAUCCUGACCCAGCGCUGGUUUCCCAAGCUGCGGACUUGUUGGCAAAAGCAGAGCGUCCUCUGAUCAUAGUGGGCAAAGGUUCUGCGUACGCGCACGCCGAAUCCGCUGUCACUAAACUCGUAGAGAAAACCAAAAUACCUUUCCUACCAACACCUAUGGGCAAAGGUGUAGUACCGGAUGAGUCCCAGUACUGCGUAUCGACGGCUCGUACUCAGGCCUUGUUGAAAGCGGACGUGAUACUUUUACUGGGAGCUAGACUCAAUUGGAUGCUACAUUUCGGACAAGCGCCACGGUAUGCACCUGACGUUAAAGUGAUACAGGUAGACAUCAGCCCCGAAGAGUUCCAUAACAGCAUCAAAUCUGAAGUUGCAGUCCACUCGGACAUCAAGCCAUUUGUUGAGGCCCUCACACAUAAAUUAGAUGAGAAGAAAUUCUCCUUAGAAGUCGCAGGAAAUAAGUGGUGGCAAGCGUUGCAGCUCAAACAAAAAGCAAACAUCGAGUUUGUGGAGGCUCAAGCAAACGACAAGACUGUUCCCUUAAAUUACUAUGCGGUUUUCAAGACUGUUCAAGCUAAUAUUCCUCGGGACUCUGUGAUCGUGAGCGAAGGUGCCAACACUAUGGAUAUAGGACGCGGGCUUCUGCUCAACAAUCUCCCGCGACAUCGGCUCGACGCCGGGACUUUCGGCACUAUGGGGGUGGGACCAGGGUUCGCUGUCGCAGCUGCAAUGUGGUGUCGCGACCACGCACCCGGCAAACGAGUCGUUUGCGUAGAAGGAGAUUCUGCUUUCGGAUUUUCAGGUAUGGAAAUAGAAACUAUGUUCCGAUACAAGUUACCCGUCAUAAUUAUUAUCGUUAACAACAACGGCAUUUACAGUGGAUUUGACAAGGAAACAAUGGAUGACUUGCAGUCGAGUGGCGAUCCUACUCAAUGCACUCCACCAACAUCGCUAAGUAGUGAAGUUCGCUACGAGAAAAUGAUGGAAAUGUUCGGUGAAAGCGGCCACUUUUGCCGCACCGUUGAAGAGAUAGAGUUGGCCAUAAAGAAGGCAGUAGCCACUACAGACAGACCAAGCAUCAUUAAUGUCGCCAUCAGUCCUCAGGCUAACAGGAAGCCACAGACAUUCAACUGGCUCACUGAAUCCAAACUAUAAACUAAAUCU
Messenger RNA from Diatraea saccharalis (sugarcane borer), 1932 nucleotides. The record is from the annotation of a GenBank genome assembly. Lineage: Eukaryota; Metazoa; Arthropoda; Insecta; Lepidoptera; Crambidae.